Messenger RNA from Melanotaenia boesemani (Boeseman's rainbowfish), 5535 nucleotides. It is a transcript of the gene synpo2la, whose product is annotated as synaptopodin 2-like a. The record is from RefSeq and is a predicted model, not a curated record. Gene Ontology annotation, biological process: positive regulation of actin filament bundle assembly. Lineage: Eukaryota; Metazoa; Chordata; Actinopteri; Atheriniformes; Melanotaeniidae. Gene Ontology annotation, cellular component: Z disc; nucleus; actin cytoskeleton. Bases 236 to 3811 code for a protein of 1191 amino acids. Gene Ontology annotation, molecular function: actin binding. The transcript is spliced from 4 exons.
GUGUAUGUGCAUGUGUGUGUACAGGUGUGAGUUUUAGCCCUGGGGCUCAGAAGGAAGUCAGCGUCUGGACAGUGCGGCAGGCGAAGAGCAGGUCAGAGCUCUGCUAUGGGGCCCUGACUGCUAACUAUGCAGCCAAUGCACUGAGGAGUGGGGGCUCUCACUUGAAACAUAUAUAUCAAAGAAAAACGGAAAAUAACCAAGAAAAAGAAGAAAACUAAAAAAAAUACAUAGAACAAUGGUUGCUGAGGAAGUGAUCAUUACAUUGUCCGGUGGAGCGCCAUGGGGGUUUCGUCUCCAGGGAGGUGUGGAACAUCAGAAACCACUCCAGGUGGCCAAGGUACGUAAACGCAGCAAAGCAUGCAGGGCUGGGCUCCGAGAAGCUGAUGAGCUGGUAUCCAUCAAUGAGCAGCCAUGUGGAUCACUUUCCCAUGCCCAAGCCAUGAAUCUCAUUGACAGCUCCCCUGGGAUAUUAAACAUCCGAAUCAAAAGGGCACCUGCUGCUUUUCAAUCUGUAGUGCUUGUCACACGUGCGCCAUCGCCCCGUAUAGACAAAGAGUACCGUGCUGCUCUCAGAGCCAUGUCACCAACCCACUCCCACCAAACGCCUGUCCGUGAGGUCCAUCGUAGCCGUUCCUCACUAACCAGUGGUUUGACAUCCCCACCUGGUAGUGAGGCUUACUAUGGAGAGACUGAUAGCGACGCAGAUGUGGCAGGUUAUGAGAGACAGCGACGUCAGAAGCGCCGCAGCCCAAGCAAUUCAAACCCCGGAAAACCAACAGGACGAACAUCUCCAGAGGGUGGUGAGACAUCAGAGAUGAGUGGCUACGACAGUGCUCCAGAUGCACAGGUCUUCCCACGUUUGUUAGAUGGACAUGGGGGAGAUGGAGAUGGAAGGGGGGGUCUGCCAGGGGUGGCAAGAAAAGAGGUGAUUUACCAUCCACCUGGUCCAGGAAUAUGGUCAUCCCAGACUUCUACCGAGACUUCGUCCAUCAUCUCCUCAGCAGAUGACCAGGGUCCACGGGAUGGAGGACAAGAGGAGGAUAGUGGGUUUCUAGAGCCAGCCAAUGUGCCACUGGUCUCCCCUGAGAGGGCAAAGGAGGCUCUGAUGUUGAGCUCUCGUAGCCAGCUUGUGCCCAUGGUGGGUCCUGUGAACAAACCUAUUGAUGAAGAGCUUACAACAACUUACAUGGAAAAGGCCAAGCAAGCUAAACUGAACCGAGGUGACACACUGCAAGAUAAGCAAGUGAAGGAAGCAAAAAGCAAGUGUCGAACAAUUGCAUCUCUGCUGACAGACGCUCCCAACCCCCACUCCAAGGGAGUGUUGAUGUUUAAGAAGAGAAGACAGCGUUCCAAGAAGUACACCCUCACCAGCUUUGGUAGUGUUGAUGAGGACCAGUGUCAGGACUCUCAAGAAGAGGAUGGGGUAUUUCCUGGCAGUGAAUCUGAGUUUGAUGAGGAUGGCUUCUCAGCAGUUCCAGACCCAACAUGGGAUAGCGACUACCUGGAUAAGCUUGAGAAGAGGGCAACAGCAGGCACAGAAGGUCGUGGGGAUGGAGCAGAGGAUGCCCCCAGUCCAGGUUUGAGUGACACUACAGGAAAGGGUGCCCAGUUGUUUGAGCAGCAGAGAAAAAGGGUAGCUGAGCAUGCCAAAAAGGUAGAAGCAGCACAACCUCAGGCUCCCUCACAAUCUCAAACACAGGAGCAGUCUCAGAUUGCAUUGCAUCAAGCAAUGCAAGCACAAGUGCAAUCAAACCGGCAACCUCAGCAGAUACCACAACCUGGCGUUGCGACUACACAGGCUGGGUUAUCUCAAACUCGAGCUGAUACAGUCCAGGGAAUACCUAAUGGAGAUCUAUCUUAUUCUGCAGUUAGCACAGUUAGCAUGGUGAUGUCCCCUCCACAUGUGGCAUCCAAACCAACCACAGCCUCGGUUACUGUUUUGGCCAGUCCAGCACCACCAGCGGAAACACCACUACCAGAACUACCUGCAAGUAAUGUCCUAAACAGAACAGCACGUCCUUUUACUCCAGGGUUCAUCAGUAUUCGAGCUGCAACUGCCCCAGUUACUUUCAAGCCAGCUGUCACAAAGCGAAACCAGCGUCCUGCCUCAGCAGCUGUUGUGCCACCACCAUUCUCCACUGCCUCUGAACUUGCCAAUAAUCCAAAAGCAGUGACUCCACAGCUAGUACCUGGUACCCCACCAGUAUUUUCCCCACCAUACUCCAUCCCUCAAGGUCCUCUGGCUUUGUCAACAGAAGCUCGUGUUACCUUUCACCCAUCAGCCCUUUCUACCUCUGUAGAGACAAUGCAGCCAUCAUCUGCAAAAACUGGUGUUCAUCAUCCUCCAUAUGCUUCUGUGACCCCAAUAUCUUUGCCAAUGCCAACAGUCCCACAAGCAGCAGUGGUUUCAGUACCUAUUCCUCCUAUAUCUCAAAUUUCAGGCUCAGUUGACUCAGUUGUCCUGGUACCUCCACCUCAAGUGCCAGUUGCUCAGCCACCACCACAGUGUUCCAUGCCUCCUGUAGCUCAAGUAACAGUGGUCUCCCAGCCUGAAGCUGUGGCUCCAACUCCUGUUCCUGGUCAAACAGGCCGCACAGGAAUCUUACUUGAGUCUCGAAGGCGUAGUGGCAAACCGAAACCUAUGUUCAAUAUGCCAGAUGUGAAAAAGAACUCCCCUAAUCCAGAUCUUUUGUCAAUGGUGCAGAACCUGGAUGACAGGUCCAUCAGACACAAGUGUGCUCCACAACCCAAUGAAACCAUUUAUGACGAUGCAGAGGAAGAGAGAAGUGGUGAGAUUGGCAUAGGAAGGGUACCUCCUCCAGUUGCACCCAAACCUCGGGUCAUACAUGAGGCCCCGCAGAUUCUUCAGGCUGGAGGGAAGGGAGCCCAACUGUUUGCACGAAGGCAGAGCCGCAUGGGAAUGUAUGUUGUGGAUACACCACCUGAAACCCCUUACCAUCAGGAAGUAACCUUUCAUAAUGAAGCCCAACUCCAGGAACCCUCCCUAAACACUUCCAUUCCCUCUCAGUGGAAAUACUCCCCAAAUGUCCGUGCACCUCCACCAAUUGGGUACAAUCCACUUUUGGCCCCUUCUAUCCCAAUAGGACCUCAGAGGGAUACAAACAAACCAGACAGCAAGGGUAGAGAAGGCUCUCAAAGAGAAGGCAUCAAGGCUCUGGAUUUCAUGAGAAGGCAGCCCUAUCAGCUCAACUCCGCCAUGUUCAACUAUGGAGGCAGUGUCACUAAUCUAUCAGCCAUGCCUUCAUACCAGGCUCAGCAUGGUAAUUACACAACAACGAUGGUAGGCAGCUCACUGACCUCUCCUCGGCAGAUACCACUCAAGACAGCCCGUGUCUAUGAAAUCAAACGAUUUUCCACUCCCACACCAAUGUCUGCUCCUUCUCUGGCUCCCAAAGUCAUUGCACCUCGAUCAGCCACUACUCUUGGAGAGCGUUUGACUCAUUCUGGUAUGACUUCCCCACCUCCUGCAGCUUUCAAUCCAACUCCAGCACCAGUCAUUGCUCCAAACCCAACUUCACCUCCCACACAACAAGCAGGGCCUCCCAGGCUCCCAAAAUUCUCUUCACCCUCUGUUCCAAACCCUGUGCCCCCUGCAAUCCCUACACCUUAUGUUCCAGUAUCAUACACCACUGGACUUCAGACAGCCAAGCAGUUCCAGAGUGCUCCUGAGCUCAGCAUCCUUUCUUCUUUGCCCCCAAUCAAGUCCAACCCAGUUCAGGCACCUAAACCACGGUUUGUUGCCAACAAAGGAGGUGUCCAGGCCCGUGUAUGGCGACCAGCGGCAAUCUAAACAGCAACGAAUUACGACCACUAGUUGGUUGUGGACAUAAAAUAAAUCAGUGACAAUUGUUAUGAAUGCUUUUUAAAGAGAAAAUGUAGGAAUUGCAAUUUCUCAAAUGGUAUGAUGAUCGCUUUCAGUGUUGUUACAUCAAUAUUGAAGAAGAUGUCUUCAGAUGUUAGAUGACUGUUUGAACAAAACAGGUAUUCUGAAUCUGUAAUUUCUUUAUAGUUCAAAUUACUUUUCUUCUCGAUUCAUUAAAAAGGAAAAAGGCAAAUCUUUUAAAAAGCUGCCCAACGUGAAUAAUCCAAGCUCAUAAUUCAACGGUGAACAUUAGAUGAUUUGGUAAAAGGGUUAGGAGCUUUAAACUGUUUUAAAAGAAGUUUAAAAAGCCGAAACAGUCAAAUUUAUUCAAUGCAUUACAGAACUGAAAUAAUGGAUAAUGCCACUAACACUUACUUGCUAUUGCAGUUUUUCCAGUACUGAAUUAUUCUUCAAAACUUGAAAUGACCAGCUGCAGUUCUGACCACAGGAUUAAAACUGAAGACGUUGCUUGAUCUUGAACAGUAGUAGGUGGAUAAAGGUUAUUAUCAUUAAACAAAAAAAUUUGAACAAGAGACCAGUGCCUUUUAUCUCCUGUAUGUGAUAUUUAAAAGGAGAAACCAUAGUGAUAUUGCCAUCUCAUUGGAGGAUUUAAAUUAUGCAUGACCAGCUGAAAAGAGAGAAAAAAUAAAUAGAUGAGAUCAUUGUGGAUCUAUAAGCAAAGCAACAGUUUGCUCUUGCAAAGUGUCAGUGAGAUUGUGCCAAAUACCUCUGCUCACUAUAGCCAGAGAGAAUUGCUAUCUUUUUAGCCCAGGUCACAUUCAACAAGUGCCUGGGCUGUCACUGAAUGUAUACUUGUCACUGGAUAUCUUCGCUUCCAGUUGCCAUUUAGGCACACCACAGUCUCCUUAGUCUUGUUGCAGAUAUAUGUAAAUUCUUACAUUUUAUUAAACAAAUAACACAGAUGAAGGAUGUGUAUUUUAUUUUGUUUAAUUGUGAUUUAAUCUUAAGGGAUAUAAUGAUAAGUUGAUGGACUGAGAGGCAUCAGCCUUUUUUAAAAAGAGUUCAAGGAAUGAGAGUUGCUGUGGACGGAGGAUAAAAUAGAUGUAGACCAGAUUACCCAGUGGGGUCUCAGGUAGAUCAUUGCUCAUCUCCCAUUAAUUGGUGAUGAUCAAAUGUUAUAAAACUGAGAUGUCUGAAAGAUUACCUACAGUAUGAAAUCCCACAGCCUGUAGAUAUUACAAUAGAAUGGCCAGGGAAGUUUGAUUUGUGAAAUCUUGUGGUGAAUCUCAAGAUGAUGACUGAAAAAAGUGCAGCAAUUUAGCUAAUGUCUUUUCAUAAUGGUUGUGAUUAAAAAGUCAGGAUCUAAAUGGCAGUGUACUUGAAAGACUGGGUAUGUUAAUGGAAACAAGUAAGAAACAUAAAUGACUGUGCUUUUUUUCUUCUGCUGAAUUAUUGGGACAAACUUUUUUUUUUUUUUUUUUUUACUAUUUUUAACGAAUAGUUUACCUUAAAAGCUUGUUUUCAUAAUAUUAUGUCAACAAAAUCUGUGCAUAGUUAGGAUGAGGUGUAAAAUAUGAUAUGCAAGUGCUUGAAUUAAGUUAACAUUAAGUGUGAAAAUGUUUGUUAUGCUAAGUAGAUGUUUAUACUAACUAGAGGACUACACAUUUUAGAGAAAUAAAAUCAGAUCUUGA